Messenger RNA from Psilocybe cubensis, 2376 nucleotides. RefSeq lists its product as uncharacterized. Bases 1 to 2376 code for a protein of 791 amino acids. The transcript has 10 exons. Gene Ontology annotation, molecular function: ubiquitin protein ligase activity; protein binding. Gene Ontology annotation, biological process: ubiquitin-dependent protein catabolic process. NCBI's taxonomy places the organism in Eukaryota, Fungi, Basidiomycota, Agaricomycetes, Agaricales, Agrocybaceae. The record is from RefSeq and is a predicted model, not a curated record.
AUGGCGAGCUCCAGCAGAUUGAAUGAUCCAGAGCGCUUUAUCAAAGUAACCCUCCAUGGCGCCACCGGUCUUGUCAAGCGGGAAUUACUCAGUUUUCCGGAUCCAUUCGCCGUGCUCACCGUUGAUGGGGAACAGACCAGCACUACUGCUAUCGCCAGGCGCACCAUAAGCCCUGUUUGGGGCGAGGCCUUUGAUGUCAAAGUCCGUCAGUCAUCCGUGAUCGCUAUCCAAAUAUUCGACCACAGAAAAUUCAAAAAGCGUGAUCAAGGUUUCUUGGGUGUCUUCAAUAUUACGGCUGCGGAGGCUCUUCAGCUUGCUGCAAAUCAGACAGGCACUGUCCAGAAAGAUCUGACAAUGACAAGUAAUAAUCUCCCAGUAUCCGGAAAGAUUUCUUUCGAAUUUGUACUUUCUGUUCACUCCCAACCCAACACGACUGCUAUAGAACGUCAGCCCAUUCUAAAUCCAACUCAUAACCAACCAACCCCGCAUCCCCAUGCACCUCCAGCCAGAAUUUCAGCACCCUACCCCACACCACAGCUAAAUGUGCCAGAAGAUAUCACAAGAAUGCAAAAUACCAUUUCCACGCCUUCUUUGCGACCUUCCGCCAGUCACACAACGCUCAACACCACUUUCACACCACCGAGGACCGAGACACGGCCUGUUACAUCAUCUGGACCUCCUACAACGCGUCUCUUUGAUGAUGAAGCUGGUAAUCCUUUGCCAGCGGGAUGGGAGCGAAGAGUAGAUCCGCAAGGCAGAACUUACUACGUUGAUCACAACACGAGGCAAACAACAUGGCACCGUCCUGGAACUCAACCUUCUCAGGUUAUUAGACCGCCAUCGCAGAUCACUCAAGGGCCUGCAAGGGCAUCCACUUCUUACCCUGGCACUUCAGUCACACCCCCGGCUACAAACACACCUGUCUCGCAGACGGGGCCAUAUGCUGAUAUACCUCUGCCCCUAGGCUGGGAGGAACGCCGUACACCAGAAGGGCGGCCGUACUUUGUCGAUCACCAUACGCGAACGACAACAUGGACAGAUCCUAGACGUGCUACCCAACCUGCUCCCGUCGCAGAAACGAGACCCGUUACAAACCCUAAUCUUGGCCCGCUUCCAUCGGGAUGGGAAAUGCGAUUGACAAACACCGGACGUGUGUAUUUCGUUGACCAUAACACCCGCACGACGUCUUGGGACGAUCCCAGGCUUCCUCCCAACCUUGACGACAAUGCUCCGCAGUACAAGCGUGACUACAGAAGGAAGGUUGUUUAUUUCAGGAGUCAGCCGAAAAUGCGGGUACUACCUGGGAAGUGCGAGGUCAAAGUUAGGCGCACUCGAGUAUUGGAGGACAGUUAUGGAGCAGUGAUGGCCCUAACUGGCGAAGACCUUAAACGGAGGUUGAUGGUUAAUUUUGAAGGUGAAGAUGGCCUGGAUUAUGGAGGUGUUUCCAGGGAAUGGUUCUUCCUCUUGUCGCAUGAGAUCUUCAAUCCCAGUUAUGGGUUAUUCGAAUACUCUACCCACGACAAUUAUACACUGCAGAUCAACCCAGCUUCCGGUAUCAAUCCCGAUCAUCUUAGCUACUUCAAAUUCAUUGGCCGAUGCCUUGGGCUGGCAAUUUUCCAUCGCCGAUUCCUCGACGCUUACUUCGUCCCUAGUUUUUAUAAGAUGAUACUAGGCAAGCACAUGACGCUGGCAGACUUGGAGGCUGUCGAUGCCGACCUUCAUCGGUCGUUGGUGUGGAUGUUGGAGAACGACAUCACUGAUGUUCUGGACGAGACGUUUACCACGACUGAAGAACGAUUUGGUGAACUGGUCACGAUAGACUUGAAGCCCGGUGGUGAAGAUAUUCCCGUGACGGAGGCCAACAAAAAGGAAUACGUGGAAGCGGUAGUGUCAUACCGGAUUUCGAGGCGUGUCAAGGAGCAGUUUGAUGCCUUCAUGGAAGGCCUUCUGGAACUUAUUCCUAGAGACCUUAUCAAUGUGUUUGAUGAAAGGGAGCUGGAGUUGCUGAUUGGGGGCAUGUCGGAAAUUGACAUGGAUGACUGGACCAAGUUUACCGACUAUCGCGGCUACGAGAAGACCGACCAGGUCAUUGAAUGGUUUUGGCAAUGUAUCCGAUCGUGGCCAGCAGAGCGCAAGUCACGGUUACUGCAAUUUGCCACUGGCACAUCGAGAGUGCCUGUCAAUGGGUUCAAAGAUCUUCAAGGGUCUGAUGGUCCUCGUCGGUUCACCAUCGAAAAGUCGGGCGACCCUCAAGGACUACCGCGGAGUCACACAUGCUUCAACCGAUUGGAUCUACCGCCAUACCAAGACUAUGAGAGCUUGGAGUCAAAAUUGCUCUUCGCUAUCGAAGAGACGGAAGGGUUUGGACAAGAGUGA